This is a messenger RNA of Strongylocentrotus purpuratus (purple sea urchin), 684 nucleotides long. RefSeq names its product A-agglutinin anchorage subunit-like. The record is from RefSeq and is a predicted model, not a curated record. Bases 292 to 684 code for a protein of 130 amino acids. NCBI's taxonomy places the organism in Eukaryota, Metazoa, Echinodermata, Echinoidea, Camarodonta, Strongylocentrotidae. The transcript is spliced from 7 exons.
UUUAAAAUACAUUUCUAUUUCUUCUUACUUUUAUCAGAGACGGAUGAAUGUGCUUCUAACCCGUGUGUUAACAACGGUACAUGUGUAGAUCUCUUAAAUGACUAUAAUUGUACCUGUGUACCUGGAUAUGAAGACAGGAACUGCCAGAACGUGACCGUAUCAUCUACCGGUACUCCAGCUUCUAACACUCCAACGGCAUCGGUUUCUUCACCAUCAUCAACCCCCUCAUCGACAGAACCUGUGACCGUACCAUCUACCGGUACUCCAGCUUCUAACACUCCAACGGGAUUGAUGUCUUCACCAUCAUCAACCCCCUCAUCGACAGAACCUGUGACCGUACCAUCUACCGGUACUUCAGCUUCUAACCCUCAAACAGAAUCGAUGUCUACAUCAUCAUUAUCCUCAACCCCCUCACCGACAGGAUCUGUGACCGUACCAUCUACCGGUACUUCAGCUUCUAACCCUCAAACAGAAUCGAUGUCUACAUCAUCAUUAUCCUCAACCCCCUCACCGACAGGAUCUGCGAUAGAAUGUACAGUGCCAAUGGAUGUAGCUGACUCGACCUGUGAUAAACCAGGGACAAACUGUAGCUUCAAAUGCAGUGAAACCGGUGACAGUGUUCGUACGGUCACGUGUAACGCUACAGGAUCAUGGAAAAAGGGACUCCCUAACUGUGGAAAAUGA